AACAAGUGAGUUAAAUGAAUGUUUAUUCAUGAGAAGAAAGUUCAACCCACGAGCCCGAAGGGCGAGUGGGUUAAUUUCUUCGAGUGAAUAAACAUUUUUAACUCACGUGUCGUAUACAAAAUUUUAUCCCAUUUUGAUGAAAUUUCAAAUAAUGAAUACUUUUUAGAGGAAAUAUUAGGUAUAAUUCAAAUUCAUAACGAGAUUUCCCUUCGAUCGAUGGUUGCUAGGGCACUAUGUAAUUAAUUGUUUGCAAGUGUCAAUGAAAAUUAUAGAACCGUCAAAGAAUUUUUAUUUCGAAAAAAUGUUGAGCGGUGACGACGAGGUUGAAGUUCCUGAGUGCAUUAUACAAGAAGCAAAUGAGGCAGCAGAAGCAGUAAUUCCAUUAAAAUCAAAAAUAUUGUACGAAAAGCAAUAUACGGCAUUUUGUGCCUGGAGAAAUAAUAAAAAAGCCAAAGGUGUCAACGAAAAAAUAAUUUUGGCGUAUAUUUCCGAACAAUCCAAGAAAGUUAAGUCGUCGUCUUUAUGGUCCUACUAUUCGCAACUCAAGAAAAUGUUGGCUCUGAAAGAAAAAAUAGACAUCGGCAGAUUUCACCAAGUCACCGCCUUUUUGAAGCAACAUUCCAAGGGAUACGUAGCAAAGAAGUCGAAGGUAUUCACAAGAGAGGAGUUUGAAUACUUUUUAGAUGCCGCUCCUGAUGAGCAAUAUUUAUUGAUAAAGGUAGUUUUUAUUAUGGGUGUUGCUGGAGGGUGUAGAAUCGGCGAGCUGGUGACUAUGACCGUAGAUGACGUGGAAGAUCGGGGCAGCGUAUUGGUUAUUCAGAUUCCAGAUACGAAAACUUAUAAGAAAAGAGUGUUCACUGUGGUCAAUGGUACUAAUAAGGUUGCUGCACUCGAUAUAUUCCGCAAGUAUAGGAACUUGAGGCCAAGCAAAGUUGCUCACAAGCGACUAUUUAUAAAUUAUAAAAAUGAAAAAUGUACCGUCCAGCCUGUAGGUGUGAAUACAUUUUCGAAAAUGCCCGUUACUAUUGCAAAGUAUUUGGGCCUUUCUGAUGCUGAACAAUAUACAGGGCACAGUUUCAGGCGUUCUUCUGCAACCCUACUCGCAAAUUCUGGGGCAGAUUUGACAGUUUUGAAAAGACAUGGUGGAUGGCGCUCAAGUUCUGUUGCAGAAGGAUAUAUUGAAGAUUCACUACAAAACAAAAUAAAUAUUUCUGAACAAAUACUUGGUGGGGUCACAAAAACCGGAGUUCCUGAUGCAGAAAUGGAUAUUCCAGCAGGGCCUGAGAAGUCCUCAAACACAUGUGCUAUAACGACUGAGCGUGUUUCCUUUGGAGGAGGUGCAGGUUUCCAGUUCCAUUUUCAAAAUCUUAGUAAUUGUAAUUUUUACUUUAAUGAUAGAAAUGACUGUUAAUGUAGAAUUUUUGAUAAAUUUUAAUAAACAUACUUUAAAAUGAGUUUUACGUGCAUUGUGUGUGGAAAGAAUAAUUUUCAGAAAGUGAGUGGUGAACAUUUUAUUCCACUAGUGAAUUAAAAAAAUUUUAAUUCACUCAGUGGAUAAACGUCAACUUACCCUUGUUACCAUGGGUUGAAUAUUGUCGUCUUUAAACGUCAAAAUGGGAUAAAAAU
Harmonia axyridis is the source of this 1626-nucleotide messenger RNA. RefSeq lists its product as uncharacterized. The record is from RefSeq and is a predicted model, not a curated record. Gene Ontology annotation, biological process: DNA recombination; DNA integration. Lineage: Eukaryota; Metazoa; Arthropoda; Insecta; Coleoptera; Coccinellidae. The transcript has a single exon. Gene Ontology annotation, molecular function: DNA binding. The coding region runs from base 260 to 1411 and encodes 383 amino acids.